AUGCCUCUCACCAGUCUCACCCUCAACAUGCCAGGACUUUCAGUGCUGCCCGAUUGUCUCGGGCAGUUGUCAGAGCUUCGGACACUCGUGCUGGACCUCUGGGGACUCACAGCCUUCCCUGAUUCCAUCGCUCUGGUUACUACACUUCGAGAGCUUUCUCUUAAGAAUUUCCAAGGAAUGACGACAUCUCCGACUGUCGAAUUCGGCCAUCUGGUUGCGUUGGAGAAGCUGUGCCUGAAGUGCCUUCCACAUCUCACUCACCUCCACAAAUCCCUUGGGCAGCUGACAGUUCUACGGGAGCUGAAAAUAGUGGAGUGUAGGCAGCUGCAGCAGCUCCCGGACUCCGUAUCACAGCUAUCUUCUCUCGAGCACCUGGAGAUUGUCAAGUGUCCGAAUAUCAAGGUGCUGCCAGAUGACAUGGGGAGCGGUCUGCACUGCUUGCGUCAUCUGCUUCUGCUGGAAUGCACGGCUCUCACUCACCUCCCUCCAUCCUUCUCCGGCCUCACGUCUCUUGAAACCCUCAAGAUUUACUUUUCGUCACACUUCAGGGGCGCCUUGUUAGACGGCUUUGGAUGCUUGAAGAGCCUCAAGAAGCUGUCACUCCAGCACAUGGCACGCCUAUCCGCCCUCCCUGCAUCCUUCUCGGGCGUUUCUUCACUCACCAGCCUGGAACUAAUCAAUUGCCCUAAGAUAACGGUCCUGCCUGAGGGGAUCGGAUGGCUGGUGGCGCUCGAGGUGGUCAAGUUAGGACGGAUGAACGGCUUGAAACGUCUCCCUCCGGCGCUUCUUGAGUUGCCGCGACUGCGGGUGUUGGAGGUGCAGGGAUGUGAAGGGCUGGUCAUGGUGCUAGGGGAUGAGAAUGAGCAUGAAUGUACCACUGGUGGUUAUUUGCCCAGCAACAGCAACAGCAGCAGCAGCAGCAGCAGCGCACUGCUUCCAUCCCUUCAGAGACUGAAAGUUAGGUCUAAAGAUGUGGAGUCCUUUGGUCCAUCCCUUGGUCGGCUCUCCUCUCUGACGCAACUGAAGCUUCUGGAGAUGAACAGACUUGAUUCUCUCCCUGACUCCAUCUCUCACCUCUCGCAUCUGCAAAGGCUGAAAAUUGAUUCGUCCUUUAUUCUGAAAGCACUGCCCGAGACCCUCGGAGGGCUUGCAGGCCUGCGUGUGUUGCAGCUGGUGUACCUCAUCUCAGUGCGGCGGCUGCCCGAGUCUCUCGGGCAGCUGAAGAAGCUUGAAACGCUGGAUAUCAUCGAUUGCUUCAAGCUGAAGCAGCUUCCAGAGUCGUUUGUGAAUUUAUCCAAGCUACGGUCCUGCACUCUUGUGAAGGUCGGUAUCUCCACCAUUCCAGAUGAUUUCUGGAAGCUGGCUUCCCUCCAGAAGUUGCUGAUUUUGGGACUGAAGCUUGUGAGAAGAUUGCCGGAUUCGUUCACGCAGCUGCCUAAGCUCGAGGAGUUGGAGGUGUCUGCGUGCACGCAGCUGACCCGUCUGCCGUCUUCUCUCAGGAAAAUGGCGAUGCUGCGUGUCUGCAACAUCAGUGAGUGCCCUCUGCUCUCCCAGCGAGAUAUGAGAGGGGUGAGUGCAGGGAGAGGUGAGGAGGAUGGGGAGGAGGGAGACGGAGAGGGCGAGGGGAGAGGGGAUGUGGAAGUGGAAGAGGGAGGUGGGGACGAUGUGGUGGUGGAAAUGGAAGAGGAGGAAGAUGAGGCAUGGGAGGCAGAGGAUACUGCCUUACGGUGCGCACACUUUUACUCUGCCCCCCUGUGGAGGCAAGCGGCAUCGGCGCUACCAGUACUGCGUGGCGGCGAGAAGCGCGAACAGCGACUCCACUGCGCCCGCCACUCCGCCCUUCACCCCUUCCGCGUCCUCCGCUUUCCGCCGCCUGCUGCUAUCGUCGCCCCCAGUAGGCCCCCUUUUCCCCGCUCCACCAUCCCUCGUGUCGUCGUCCCUCACGCCCGCCCCGCGUUGCCCUCUGCUGCCGCCAUCGUCGUUCUCUCCUUGCCGCUGCUCGGCCGAAACCGUGAGGCGAGCGAGGCUGCGCCGUGA
Molecule: messenger RNA, 2037 nt
Organism: Closterium sp. Naga37s-1
Lineage: Eukaryota; Viridiplantae; Streptophyta; Zygnematophyceae; Desmidiales; Closteriaceae
Source: the annotation of a GenBank genome assembly